Messenger RNA from Urocitellus parryii (Arctic ground squirrel), 1674 nucleotides. RefSeq names its product phosphorylase kinase catalytic subunit gamma 1 (gene Phkg1). Gene Ontology annotation, molecular function: ATP binding; calmodulin binding; phosphorylase kinase activity. Gene Ontology annotation, cellular component: phosphorylase kinase complex. The record is from RefSeq and is a predicted model, not a curated record. Lineage: Eukaryota; Metazoa; Chordata; Mammalia; Rodentia; Sciuridae. Gene Ontology annotation, biological process: glycogen metabolic process; protein phosphorylation.
UAGGCUGGCUUCAAACUUUCAGUCUUCUUGCCUCAGCCUCCUGAGUCUCUGGGAUUACAGGUGUGUGUCACCACACCAGGCUUACUGACUUACAGUAACAAUUUAGYCUCACAUGUAAGUAUAAAUACAUGGUUAGCUCCGGGAAGGUAGAGUCCACUGAGGUGCCAUGCAUGGCCCCCAGUGUUCACUGGCCAAUCAUUGCUGCUGCUGCUGAUAGUGAGUUCUCCUAGUAUCUUUCAAAUGAACUAAAAUGAUAGAGACUGGGGCUGGAGGUGUAUCUCAGUGAUUAGAGUGCCUGCCUAACAUGUGGGAGGCCUUGGGUUCAAUCUCCAGCACUGGAAACAAACGAGGAUAAAGACUGGAUUCACACAUUACCUUUUAGGAACACAUUACAGGUACUGUGUAAAACGAGGCUCACCUUUGUAAAUUAUAGGUCAUCUCAAAAAGACACCCUUUCCCUUCUCAAGCUGCCAACCAAGCUGAAGGUUUUCUUCCUCUCUGUGAUGCUGGCCACAAAUCUGUUCCUCCAUUCACUCUCCUCCCCAUGGGGAUCCCUUGACCCUUGGAGGGGUGGGAAGGAGGGACAGGAUGAGCCUUUUCCUACUUAGUCUCUGCAGACUCUCCGAAGACCCCUCCAGACUUGACCAGCUGCCGCUCUCCCCAAUCUGCAGCACCUGCACCAUCCUGUCCCACCUUUGGGGGUAGCUCAAAUGUCUUUAACCUUUGAAGAGGCUGCUUGGGGAAUCUAUUUUUGCUGGUGCCCUCAGGAGCCCUCAGGGCAUAACUAGAUCAUUCUAGCAGAGACCCUUUCAAGAUCCUCCCAAGAGGAUGAAGAGAGGGGAGCUCUUUGACUACCUCACUGAGAAGGUCACCUUGAGUGAGAAAGAAACCAGAAAGAUCAUGAGAGCCCUGCUGGAAGUGAUCAGUGCCUUGCACAAGCUCAACAUCGUACACCGGGACCUGAAGCCUGAGAACAUUCUCUUGGAUGACAACAUGAAUAUCAAGCUCACGGACUUUGGCUUUUCCUGUCAGCUGCAGCCGGGAGAGAAGCUGAGAGAGGUCUGUGGGACCCCCAGUUACUUGGCCCCCGAAAUCAUUGAGUGCUCCAUGAACGAUGACCAUCCAGGCUAUGGGAAGGAGGUGGACAUGUGGAGCACAGGGGUCAUCAUGUACACCCUGCUGGCUGGCUCCCCACCCUUCUGGCACCGGAAGCAGAUGCUGAUGCUGAGGAUGAUCAUGAGUGGCAACUACCAGUUUGGCUCCCCGGAAUGGGAUGAUUACUCAGACACCGUGAAGGACCUGGUAUCCCGCUUCUUGGUAGUGCAGCCCCAGAACCGCUGCACUGCGGAGGAGGCCUUGGCACACCCUUUCUUCCAGCAGUACGUGGUGGAAGAGGUGCGGCACUUCAGCCCUCGUGGCAAGUUCAAGGUCAUCGCGCUAACCGUGCUGGCUGCAGUGAGGAUCUACUACCAGUACCGCCGCGUGAAACCGGUAACCCGGGAGAUCGUCAUCCGCGACCCGUAUGCGCUGAGGCCGCUGCGCCGCCUCAUCGAUGCCUACGCUUUCCGCAUCUAUGGCCACUGGGUGAAGAAGGGUCAGCAGCAGAACAGGGCCGCGCUCUUCGAGAACACACCCAAGGCCGUGCUCCUCUCGCUGGCCGAGGAAGACUACUGA